AUGACAGACAAGCUCCCCGACCAAGCGGUGCAGGCCGCCGAUAAGGCCGUCGAGCAAGUCAAGCACGCCGCGGACACCGUCAAGCGCGAGACCCAAGCCCACGGCGGCGUUGGCGGCAAUGCGGCUGCAGCCGUAAAGCAAGCAGACCGCUUCAUCCUGCGAUUAAACAAACUCCUCGCCACCCCCGGCGGCCUCUCCGCCUUCCUCUCCACCUCAAACUACAUCCUUUACGUCCUCGCAUACCUCCAACCGCGCGCCUCACCCCUCUACACCCGCCUCCUCGCCGCGCUCAAACUCUCCUCGUCACCGGUUCCUCUCAAGGCCGACCCAAACAUCCCCCACCCCGUCGCCGCUCUCGCCCAGCUCCUCUCAAAAUGCCGCACCACUCUGCGCCUCCUCGGCACGCUGCCGCUCUACGCCUGGCUCCGCAGCCUGAUGGCGGGCCCGAAGCCGGGGAGUGAUGCGGUGCUGCACAAGAUCGCGGUCGCGCAGGCGAGUUCCUACUUCGCGUACCAGAUCCUCGAAAAUAUCUGCGUGCUCGCGGACAACGGGAUCGUGCCCGCAAGCUUCGUCGCGCGUCUGAACCGCAGCGAGCCCACCACCGCGCGGCUGUACACUACCGCGUACCGCUUCUGGCUCGUGGGUGUGAGCUGCGAUUUCCUGCGGCUGGCACGGGAGGCACAAAAUAUUAGCGCGAAGAGGGCGGCAAGGAGUCAGGGCGAGAAGGGGGAGGUUGCGACGAGAGACGAGGAUGCGCAGGUGGAUAAGAGGUGGUGGAUGGAUGCGGCGAUUGCGACGGCGUGGUUCCCCAUGGCGCUACAUUUUAGUAAUGUGACGGGCGGUGUGCCCGGGUGGCAUGCGGGGUGGAUGGGGGUGUGUGGGUUGGUUGCGGGCGGUGAGAGGAUGAGGGGAUUGUGGGCGGCUACGGCAUAG
Molecule: messenger RNA, 933 nt
Organism: Paraphaeosphaeria sporulosa
Lineage: Eukaryota; Fungi; Ascomycota; Dothideomycetes; Pleosporales; Didymosphaeriaceae
Exons: 2
Coding region: 1-933 (310 amino acids)
Biological process (GO): peroxisome fission
Cellular component (GO): peroxisomal membrane
Source: RefSeq, a predicted model, not a curated record